AUAAUAGAUGCAGUGUGGGUGAAAAGAUAAGAUAAUCCGCAAGUUCCCCAGACAUACUUAUACUCUUUCUCAUAGACCAUACGUACGUGCUCACACAUAAUUUGGUUUGGAAUUUUAUCUCACGAGCGUGUUUCAUCUUACAGUGAUAUGUUUUUGUUUUUGUUUUUAUUAUUAUUAUUAGAUUGCAUUUUGCUUUCCCUCUCUCAUAGUUCAAAUUAUAUCAACCCUUUUCAUUCAGGGAUGAUCUAUUUCUUCCUGCAAAGAUUGCAGAGUUGGUGCUCUUCGUGCCAUUCAUCUCCUGAGGUGUAUUUCUUCAAAGCCGAUAAAAAGAUAACAUCACGCCCCAGGGUUAUCAAUACAGAGAUUCGCCCUCAGCAGUUGCCAGGUGACGGUCCUUGUAUCCAGACGCCCCACGUAGAAACGGACUUCUAUUUGUGACUCUUAAUGCUUUGCAGUGAUUCAAAGGCCUUUCGAGAAGCCUUCACGGGAGUAAUAUCGAAUUCGAAAAUAUAAUGCCGGAAUGAUUUACAAGAUGCGUUUCCUAAGUAAGCUGUACAUGUGGGUACUCAUUGUGAUCUGCGGUGAGAGAGCAUUGGGACUAAAGUUGUUAGAAGACAUUGUAAAUUGCACAAGAGAGACCGCCACGUCGCCUGCCGUUGUUAACAUAAAUGGAUUCUUUGACUAUGUUCUUUUCAACAUAACAAGCGAGUUUGAGUUCAUACAAGUGUCUAUGGAAAUCACCCCAUGUCCCCGAGAAAAGGAAAUUAUAGGGAUACAUAACUUUACUCGUGAGACGUUCGAUGGAUUGACUUCUCCUCGGUUGGUGCUAAUGGCAUUAGAAUACGCCGAGGAAGAAGGAAGACAUGGAUACAAACUCAAAGUGAAUAAGCUGAACUUUUCCGAAUACAUCGCCACAACCGUGACAUGCGGAGAAUUUUUGGGCUACCAGGUGAAGGCUGUGGGUGCUUCUGCUUGCGUCUUGUGGGAACUCGGAAAUCCUCCCACGAUGCACAGUUCCACGAAAAGAACAAACGCAAAAGGACAUACUACCAUGAGCCGAUUAGACGAACUCCAUCAUCGUGCGACAGCAGCUUACGUUGUGGUCCUCUGCUUCACCCUGACGACCUUCUUCGUCUUGCAGCUGGUGAAAAAGUGCGGCAGGAAGAGCGAGCAAGUAGCUGCCGAAAGAGUACCCACCGAAGAAGGACCAUGAACCGAUGCAACAGAAGAACAACAGGUUCUGAUUGAUACAAGGAGAGAUGUGCACCAGAGAUGAUGCUGUUUUCUAUAUAAAUGGAUCUGAAAAUUAUAAUAAAAUAUGAGUAAAGGAUAAA
Messenger RNA from Penaeus chinensis, 1334 nucleotides. RefSeq lists its product as uncharacterized. NCBI's taxonomy places the organism in Eukaryota, Metazoa, Arthropoda, Malacostraca, Decapoda, Penaeidae. Bases 521 to 1213 code for a protein of 230 amino acids. The record is from RefSeq and is a predicted model, not a curated record. The transcript is spliced from 2 exons.